AUCUAAUUCUAUUUCUUUGGAGGCACUUCGAACACAAAAAUUCUACAACAUGCCGAUGAAAAUGGAUUUUCUAGAGGUAUUUCUUUUAUUUACACUUGUUUGUUUGAUGGAAUGUAGCAGCAAAAUUUGCCAAAACCCACCCUCCAGAGAAAUGAGGAAAUUAAGGAGGGGACUGAGUCAGUUAAAAAUCAAAGAUUUGCCAGAAAGCUUCUUUCUAAUGGAGCAAUUACGGAAUAGUACCAGUGCCGUGAGCAGCAUUUCAAUGGAAUAUAUUAACAGACUUUACGUCAAGCUGGAUAAAGACAACACAGAUUGUCCUAAAGAGCUACUUCCAGGUAUGGAUCUGUGUCCCGGAUAUAUGGUUAUGGAUUUCGACAGAUUUAGGAUCCCCAGGAUGAUGCUGCAGGUUAAGUGUAAAUGUAAAUCUUGUAUCGGACGUGACGAUGGUUCCACACACUGUGCCCCCAUGUACUACUAUACCCGGGUACUGAGGGUCACGGGUUGUGAUGACAGGGGGUUCUACAUCUAUAAUUAUCAUUGGGAGAAAGUCUCCAACGGUUGUGUCUGUAAAGGACGGAGAAAAGCCCCUCAACUUCCUCAAUAAUCGGAGGGAGAAACACAAGAGAAAUAUAUACAUGCAGGAAUUUUUAUGUGUACAUUUUUUAUUUACCUUUGAGAAUGCUUAUUUUUUUUUACUUUGUGUUUGUGUAUCAGGUUAUAUGAGUGACGCAUUGUGUAAAUUUGAGAGAGUGUGGUACUAGUAUUUAAUUUCUUAAAUAUGUGAUUAUUUUAUUGUUGAGGGCAAAACUUCAGGUAAAUGUCUCCUUAUUAUUCUAGUCAACUGCAUCAACCAGUGAUUUAAUUAUGUGCCAUUAAUCAACUAUCGAUCUCCACUGCCAAAUUCCUUAAGAAGGAAGUACUGAGUAUUUGUACACGACAUUUCACCUACAUUGGCGUAGAACUCUGUACAUUGCAUGUUUAAAGGAAGCGUAGCCAUUACCGCUUUAUCAAUUUCAAAUUGAAAUUCGCCAAGAAGGAAGUGAUCGGAUUCUUACUGCGAUACGUCCAUUUAAUAUUUCCUAACCUUUUCUUCCUUUUAUUUGUUUUGAUAAGUCAGGAUAGCACAUUGUCAUAUAUUACCAGUCAUGUCUUGCUUUUUUAUCAUGAACUUUUUCAAGAGAAAUUAGAAAUUCUUAUGAUGUUAUUUUUAUACAUUUUGUUAUUAACAGGAUAUAACGUGUUCAGUGACACAAAAGGUUUCUAAUGACUUCUUAACAUUGAAUUUAAUGUUUUAUAUUUUUAAAAGAAGCCAAAUGUCAAUCAUUAAAAAUCAUUACAUUUGCCAUGGUUGUUUCAAGCUGAUUUAUUGCAUUUAUUUAUAUUGUCUUCAUGGGACACUAACGUGUAUCUCUCUACAAAAAUGUCUUUCAUUUUGUA
Saccostrea cuccullata (small rock oyster) is the source of this 1437-nucleotide messenger RNA. Its product is annotated as interleukin 17-like protein. The record is from RefSeq and is a predicted model, not a curated record. Lineage: Eukaryota; Metazoa; Mollusca; Bivalvia; Ostreida; Ostreidae. The transcript is spliced from 2 exons. Gene Ontology annotation, molecular function: cytokine activity. Gene Ontology annotation, cellular component: extracellular region. Bases 50 to 604 code for a protein of 184 amino acids.